Molecule: messenger RNA, 3886 nt
Organism: Elgaria multicarinata webbii
Lineage: Eukaryota; Metazoa; Chordata; Lepidosauria; Squamata; Anguidae
Gene: GUCY1B1
Product: guanylate cyclase 1 soluble subunit beta 1
Exons: 14
Coding region: 97-1956 (619 amino acids)
Biological process (GO): response to oxygen levels; cGMP biosynthetic process
Cellular component (GO): guanylate cyclase complex, soluble
Molecular function (GO): heme binding; guanylate cyclase activity
Source: RefSeq, a predicted model, not a curated record
UCUUCUUCUUCGCCUUCUCCUCCAGUCUUUUCGCCUCGCGGAGCUGCGGAAACGGUGUCCCCGCACAGUCGGGGAAGGGGGCCCCCCGCACGCGAGAUGUACGGCUUCGUCAAUCACGCCCUGGAACUGCUGGUGAUUCGGAAUUACGGUCCCGAAGUCUGGGAGGACAUUAAGCGAGAGGCACAACUUGAUGAAGAAGGGCAAUUUCUAGUCAGAAUUAUUUAUGAUGAUUCCAAAACGUAUGAUUUGGUUGCUGCGGCAAGCAAAGUCCUUAACCUUAAUGCUGGAGAAAUUCUUCAGAUGUUUGGGAAGAUGUUUUUUGUGUUUUGCCAGGAAUCUGGCUAUGACACCAUCUUGCGUGUGUUGGGCUCCAAUGUCAGAGAAUUUCUGCAGAACCUUGAUGCUUUGCAUGACCAUCUUGCUACAAUAUACCCAGGUAUGCGUGCCCCUUCAUUUAGAUGCACUGAUGCAGAAAAGGGGAAGGGACUCAUUCUGCAUUACUAUUCAGAGAGAGAAGGCCUCCAAGACAUUGUCAUUGGAAUCAUUAAAACAGUUGCUCAACAGAUCCAUGGCACAGAAAUAGAUAUGAAGGUUGUUCAACAAAGAAAUGAAGAGUGUGACCAUAUUCAGUUUUUAAUUGAAGAGAAAGAGUCUAAGGAAGAGGAUUUUUAUGAAGACUUGGACAGAUUUGAAGAGAAUGGUACCCAGGAGUCUCGUAUCAGUCCUUACACUUUUUGCAAGGCUUUCCCUUUCCACAUUAUAUUCGAUAGAGAUCUAGUUGUCACCCAGUGUGGCAAUGCAAUAUACAGAGUCCUUCCACAGCUUCAGCCAGGAUACUGCAAUCUAUUGUCAGUGUUUUCAUUGGUUCGGCCUCAUAUUGAUAUUAGUUUCCAUGGAAUCCUCUCACAUAUCAACACGGUCUUUGUGCUGAGGAGCAAGGAAGGGCUCUUGGAUGUGGAAAAGUUGGAAUGUGAAGAUGAAUUAACUGGUACAGAAAUUAGCUGCUUACGCCUUAAGGGUCAAAUGAUCUACCUGCCUGAAGCAGAUAGCAUUCUCUUUCUUUGUUCUCCAAGUGUGAUGAAUUUGGAUGACCUAACCAGAAGAGGGCUAUACCUGAGUGACAUACCACUGCAUGAUGCUACCCGUGACUUGGUCCUUUUGGGAGAGCAGUUCAGAGAGGAAUACAAGCUGACACAGGAGUUGGAGAUACUAACUGACAGGCUUCAGCACACAUUAAGAGCAUUGGAAGAUGAAAAAAAGAAGACAGACACACUGUUGUAUUCUGUGCUUCCUCCAUCUGUGGCCAAUGAGCUGAGACACAAGCGUCCUGUGCCAGCGAAGCGUUAUGAUAAUGUGACCAUACUUUUUAGCGGCAUCGUUGGAUUUAAUGCCUUCUGCAGUAAACAUGCCUCUGGAGAGGGAGCCAUGAAAAUUGUCAAUCUCUUAAAUGACAUUUACACAAGAUUUGAUAUUCUGACUGACUCCCGGAGGAAUCCCUUUGUUUAUAAGGUUGAGACAGUUGGAGACAAGUAUAUGACAGUAAGUGGCUUGCCAGAGCCAUGCAUCCAUCAUGCACGUUCUAUCUGCCACUUAGCAUUGGAUAUGCUGGAAAUAGCUGGACAGGUUCAAGUUGAUGGAGAGUCUGUACAGAUAACAAUAGGCAUUCACACAGGAGAAGUAGUCACAGGUGUCAUUGGCCAAAGAAUGCCCCGUUAUUGUCUUUUUGGAAACACUGUUAAUCUAACAAGCAGAACAGAAACUACUGGAGAGAAAGGGAAGAUCAAUGUUUCUGAAUACACUUACAGAUGUCUGAUGACUCCAGAAAAUUCAGAUCCACAAUUCCACUUGGAACACAGAGGCCCUAUUUCCAUGAAGGGUAAAAAAGAACCAAUGCAAGUUUGGUUUUUGUCCAGAAAGUGCACAGAGACAGAGGAAGUAACACACGAUGCUAACUGAGCCAGGCGAAACACAAGAGGACAAGGAACAGAGUGGAACACUGUGUCCUGCCACUAAUGUAGUCUGGUAGUAAUUAGAUGUGACUGCUGUUGCUACGUGUUGUAUCUCUUCCAUUUACUCAUCCAAUCUGUGCUGAACAGUAACAUUUUCACCGGGCUUCCCUGGGCUCCUUUCUGGCUGCUUUUUGUUUACUCGGCUUUUGAUAUUAUAGUAUCUCUGCUGUGGCUAUGUGUAUCCCAAGAUCUUUUGUCUCUCUCUUUCUGCAUCUUAAAGUCUAAUGUAAUGAUGAGCGUUAAGCUAACCAUAAGGAAUCUAGUGCUUCAUACAUGUGCUUUUCAUCUCCAUCUCUAGUGACUAAUCACCAUGAUCUUUAUGAUGGUGUGACUCAAAGUUGUUUCUGCAAGAAAAGAAAUUCUAAUUGAUAGCAAGAAUCAUGAGCUCAGAGAACAGAUAUUUUUAUACAAUAAUUUGGCCUUUUGUUGCAAAGCUUAUUAAAGUAAUCCAUCUGCUUCCCUCCACUCUGCUGUUGUGAAAUAUUGCAGUUUGUUCUAGAAACCAGCUUUAAUGCACCAUCAGUUGCUCUUUUACUAUGUAUUGACUGUCGCCUGAUGCAACAUAUACAUUUUCUACAUGGAAGAGAAGAGUAAUGUUAGGUUACUGAGAAAUGUGUGCCAAUUUCUACUCUAAAUCUGAUACUAUUCUCUCCUGUUUCUCGUAAAGAUUUCUAGUGGUAAGGAUAAUUCAUGCCUAAUAUGUUGCCAGACAACUUUUUAUAUCAUGCAUAAUGUUGGUUGAGAGCCAGAAUAAUGGGAAAUUUCUUUGAGAGCCAGAAUAAUGGGAAAUUUCUGGACCUUUGACCCAAUUUAUCUGAAAACCAAGGGACCUAUGAAGGUCCACAGGUUGCAGAUCUCCACCAUGUUUGACCUCGCUAGGCCUAUAGUGAAGCACUGGCAUUGGCUGUGCCCUAUAUGCAAUUUGAGAGGGCCUUUUCCAUGUCAGGGCGACAAGGGAGAACAAAUAGCUGAAAAAUAAAGUAUCCAAGAAAAGUAAAUGUGCCCUGUCCACUGGAUGGACCCCGCUUGGAUGAAGUUUCUAAGCGGUGGUCCAUGGCCUACUAAUUUGAUAUUGAAGCAUGCCAGUGACUAGAGGCCUCUAUCCAAACAGUGAUGUCUACCACAGGUAGACUGUCUACCACAGUGAUGUGGUAGACAGUGGCAACAAUUACCAAAGCUUGCUGCGGAUUCUUAUAAGUUCCCCUGGAAAUCUUUUUCAAGUUCCACCUGAAUCCCAAAAUCAGAAUCCCAAAAUCUGUCCUGAAUCCUGCCUUCAGUGAAUUUCAGGGGCAACAAUACCAUUUUCAACUGUUUCUCCAUAAGUGAAAUACAUGUUACUGAGAUAGCUAUCAAACAACACCUUUGUUUAUCCUAAUUUUAAAAAUUGCUUGUUGGGUGGGGGAAGUGAAAAGGUUCACCAUUUUAUGAAGAAACUUAUCCGGAUUCAUGAUGUGUUCAUAUAUAUAGACUUGUGUAAAUGUAACUGCUGUUUAAACAGCACUCAUAUUUUUAUGGACUUCUGAUUAUCUAUCCUGUACUCUAUCCUGUACUAAUGAGUUUGUCUUAGAUAUAUUGUAGGAAAAAUACAUCAAUUAUUAAUUUUUUUUAAAAAAAACUUGUUUAUAAGAUAUAAAUGUGUACAUAUAUGUAUAUAUACAUAAAUAUAAAUGUUAUGUAUAAAAUUGUCAGCAUCUAGUUUAUAUCUUUAUCUAUAUCUAAUCAACACAAAAUAUAUGUAUAAAUGUUUUACGUUCAUGUGAAUAAGGAAGGAUUUUAAAUUAUGGGCCCUUUCUCACUGAUCUUUGGAAGGGUUUUUUCCUAGUGAAAAAUUAUAUGUUAAUUUUGGAAGUGUCAUAAUAAAUAUUCUUUAUCCCUAA